AUGGCGGACACCGCAAGCGGCUGCUUCAGCGCCCGGCUCGAAGCUCUCAUGGAGGCGCUGCUCAGAGCUGCAGUGUGCGAGAUCACCAAACUUUUUGAGGGCAGCUUCUCUGACUCCCAGAUGGAAGUAACCCAGAGUAGAGAGGAAGUGAAGUCCCUGAAACUGCAGCUGGAAGUGUUGGAGCACCAGCUGAAAGAGGCCAGAGCCACUGAAAGGACAGUGGAGUGGAUGGGUCAGAGCUCGGGCUCAGGCCUUAGCUGCUUCAGUCACACUCCUGAUGCCGCUGCUGGGCAGGAACGGGGUGCACCUCUCCUGAAGGAUCAGGUGCUCUCCGAGGGAGAGGCGAGCUGCCAGGAGGGGCCUGAACAGCUGCACCUGGUUAAGGAUGAGGUGGAGGUGACAGAGCUGGAGCCUAUCAGCUUCACUGCAGAGGGAGCUGAGGUGGGCUGCCUCCAAAUCAAACAGGAGGUCAGUGGCGUCGACACGGUCGCCAAACGGUUCUCCUGUGUAAAGGAAGGGUCCGGGAGAGGGGCGCUGAAGCCGAAGGCACUGUCAGAGAGGGCGUCAGUGGCAGGUCCAUCAGUGACCAGACUGGGGUGUGUUCCAUCCCGACCCCGAAAGCCCAGACCUGGCCUCAGCGACGCAGCACCUUGUGCUAAACAAGACAUUGGGGAUGUGGUUUUCAGUGGACCUCACUACAGCUCCCAGACUCAUCAGGUGAUCAGUGUGAAGCUUUCAGCGGUGCCGGAAGAGGCCGCCGAGUCCCCUCCUCUUCCUGGCAGUGCCGGUGAAGCUGUCCUCACCCUGUGUGCGCCUUCCGCAGGGCCCGAUUCAGCGGGCAGGAAGAAGCUACUCUCUAACGGUGGAAAAGCAAAGGCGGUGGAGCUGGAAUGCUCCCAGCAAGUGUGGCACAGGCAGGAAAUAAACAGCGAUGAGGGAGGACCGGAGGCUCUUGUCGGGGUCAUUCCAGAACAAGGAAAAGUUAAUUUACUGAGGUCCCGAUACAUAUCAACAAACAGUAUUUUGGCUCAGCAAAAGCAGCAACUGACUUUAAAUGCAGGUAAUACACUGGGUGUGAAUCUCAGAGGGGAUAGGCGGAACCCCUUCUCUGAUGGGAGGAGGAGUUUCGCUGCAAAGGAGAAGCUGAAAUAUCACCUGAAUGUCCACACAAGAGAUAGGCCAUAUAUAUGUCCGUACUGCGGGAAAGCCUUCACCUAUCCUUCUCAGCAGAGGAGACAUUUGCUCCGGCACAGCGGGGAGAGACAGUACCCUUGCACCCUGUGUGAGAAGAGCUUUGUGACGCCGUCUGAACUGAGCGUGCACAGUCGGGUUCACACGGGGGAAAAACCCUACUCCUGCCUCCAGUGUGGGAAGAGGUUCAACAGAAACGGCAACCUCAGGGCCCAUCAGAGGAGCGUGCACCUGAGGAAGAGGCCGUUUUCCUGCAGCGUCUGUGGAAAGACAUUCGCCCAAAAAGGCAAUUUGAGGACCCACCAGCAGCGGCUCCAUCAGGGAAUGAGACAAUUCCCUUGA
This is a messenger RNA of Megalops cyprinoides (Indo-Pacific tarpon), 1533 nucleotides long. Its product is annotated as zinc finger protein 92 homolog. Gene Ontology annotation, cellular component: nucleus. Bases 1 to 1533 code for a protein of 510 amino acids. NCBI's taxonomy places the organism in Eukaryota, Metazoa, Chordata, Actinopteri, Elopiformes, Megalopidae. Gene Ontology annotation, biological process: regulation of transcription by RNA polymerase II. The record is from RefSeq and is a predicted model, not a curated record. Gene Ontology annotation, molecular function: DNA-binding transcription factor activity, RNA polymerase II-specific; RNA polymerase II cis-regulatory region sequence-specific DNA binding. The transcript has 3 exons.